AUGCGCCACUUCGGACACUACGCCAACUACGAGCAGACUCAGCACCACCUGCACGAGGAACGCCUAAGGGGCGCCGCUCUGGUCAGUCGACUGGAGGAAAAGUUCUGGGACGAGGCCAGGUGUGGGGCGGUAGCACCCGGACAUACGUUUGUCCGCCCGCCGAGGGUCUGCUUUGUCCAAGCGCCACCGAGGCGGCAGCACCAGGUGGGCCACUCGCAGCGCGGCCGGCGCGCCAAGCCGAGCGCCGCCGAAUGGCCAAUCAGCAACUACUACGAGUACGAGUCGGUGCGGGUGGUCCCGCAUGGCGGCGGCGGCAGCGGCGUGGUCGACCCGACGACGAACCACUCGCUGCCGCGCCACCACGAGAGAACGCGCUCCGGGCCGGCCACCGGCAACAGAGCGGCCGGCGCCGGCCGAGCACCAGGCCCGGCCACCGCAUGCGACGCUGCGGCCGCGGCCGGCGCGCUGUCGGCACCACUCAGCCCGCCCUGGCAGAGACUGGCACCGGCGGCUGUCCACCACGGCCGGCCGGGCCCCGAGCGUCUGCGGCCGACAGCCGGCCACGCCGCCAGCAAAGGCAGCCGGGUGGACGACGUGAUGCUGGACUGCUGGAGUCUGGAGCCGGCCGAGCGGCCCUCGUUGGGCCGCCUGAUGCAGCGGCUGGACAUGGUGCUGGCGGCGCUGGCGUCCAUGGAGUACGUGGCCAUGGCCUCGCCCCAGCCGCACGUCAAGUACGCGAACGCGGUGGUGCCGCGUGCGUCGCCCUCCGCGUCGGCCUUGCCCUCGCCGCCGGGCAGCUCAGGCUGAGGGCGUCGACCGUGGGAUCAGCGAGUCUGCAGGGACCUGGACUCGUGCCCUAUGACGUCAGCGGACUUCCGUGAAGUCCGUGUCAAAGAAGUGCUCAGAUUUGUUUUUAACAGUGUUCCUCACCGGACUUCCAGUGUUUCUCGCCGGGCUUUUAGUUGAUCCUGAUCCGGGCUUUUAGUUGACAGUGCGGCGCCUCGCUAGGACAGUGCGGCGCCUCGUUAGGACAGUGCGGCGCCUCGCUAGGACA
Messenger RNA from Pollicipes pollicipes, 1054 nucleotides. RefSeq lists its product as uncharacterized. The transcript is spliced from 7 exons. The record is from RefSeq and is a predicted model, not a curated record. NCBI's taxonomy places the organism in Eukaryota, Metazoa, Arthropoda, Thecostraca, Pollicipedomorpha, Pollicipedidae. Bases 1 to 807 code for a protein of 268 amino acids.